This is a messenger RNA of Closterium sp. Yama58-4, 945 nucleotides long. The record is from the annotation of a GenBank genome assembly. Lineage: Eukaryota; Viridiplantae; Streptophyta; Zygnematophyceae; Desmidiales; Closteriaceae.
AUGGCGCACGACGCCGUCCGGCUCGCCGCAAACGCCGCAGAGUCCGAAUUCUGCUCGUCAAACUCCCUCUCUGCCGAUCCCCGCGCUACCUCAAUCAUGUCGGCCGUCUCUUCUUCCCCGGAAACGCGAGAUGCCUCGAGAUCCCGUCGACUUUCCACAACCGUCGAUAUGUCCCACGAGGCUGAAUUAUCCGGCGGCGGUAAUUCUGGGCGGUUUUGUCCUGCUGCUGAUGCGAUCUCUGACGAAGCAGGUCCGCUGGUCGCGUUAUCGGAGCUGGACUCGUGCGACCUUAUAUCGGGUCCGCACUCGGCGCACCGCCAACCGCGCCAGCCGCGCAAGCGCGGCGACGACGGCAGAUUGCUCAUGUCGUGGCGCGUUCCGGACUGGUCGCUCCCGCCGCUGACGACAGACCUGCGCCUCUCCUCACAGGAGCCGUUGGAGCAGCUCGAAUCGCGCACGCAGUGCCCGGGGUGCGGCAAGUCGCAGCACUACCUCUGCUUCAACUGCCUCCGGGCGUUCACCCCUUCACACCUCACCCCACGGGUCGCCCUCCCAUUCCACGCGCACAUGGUCUACCACCGCACGGAGCGCGCCAGCAUGAGCACGGGCGUGCACGCCGCCGUGCUGGCGCCCGCGCACGUCACCCUGCACCCCUGGGCGGACAUCCACGCACGGCGCCUCCCCCAGUUCGACGCGCGCGAUACGGUGGUGCUGUUCCCGAGUGCGAGGGCGCGGGAGGUGCGGGAGAUGGGCGCGGAGGAGCUGCGGAGAGUGAAGCGCGUGGUGCUGCUGGAGGGGAAGGUGCGCGCUGGGGGAGGGGAAGGGGACGGGAGGGGACGGGAGGGCAGGGGAGGGGAGUGGGGCGGGAAUGGUGGGGGUGGGGAGUUGGUGCAGGAGGGAUGUGGGGCAUGGAAUGGGGAUUUGGAAGGCGGUGAGAUGGAAUAG